GACAGAGAGUUAGAAACCUUGAUGAGAGAGAAACAUCGAUCAGCCGCAACCAAGGACCUGGUGACCUUUGACGACGUGGCCGUGUACUUCUCCCGGGAGGAGUGGCGGCUCCUGGACGAGGCUCAGAGAUGCCUGUACCACGAGGUGAUGCUGGACAACUUGGCCCUUGCAUCCUCUCUGGGUCCCUGCUGUGGAUCAGAGGAUGCAGAUGCUCCCUGUGAACAGAGUGCUUCUGUAGGAGGGUCACCGUCCAGCCCCUCCAAGGCGGCUCUGUCUUCCCUGAAGACCCACUUCUGUGAGAGCUGUGGUCCAGUCUUGAGAGACAUAUUCCAGUUGGCUGAGCACCAAGGAACACCACACAGCCAGAACGUGGUCAGGUGUGAGAGACUUCACAAAGGAGAAAGGCCUUAUGAGUGCAGUGAAUGUGGGAAAUCUUUUAUCGAUCAUUCCAGACUUCGUUAUCAUCAGAGACUUCACACUUGAGUAAGUCCUUCAAGCAGUGAUGGCGAACCGACGCGAACUCAUUUUUUUGGUUGAUUUUUCUUUGUUAAAUGGCACUUAAACAUAUAAGAUAAAUAUCUAAAAUAUACAUCUUUGUUUUACUAUGGUUGCAAAUAUCAAAAAAUUUCCAUAUGUGACACGGCACCAGAGUUAAGUUAGGGUUUUCCAAAUGCUGACACGCCGAGCUCAAAAGGUUCGCCAUCACUGCCUUAAAGUGUGCUGAGAAUAUGCAAAUUUCUGUUCUGUGUAACAACCCUGGAGCCAUCUGUUCCUAUUGAAACUGGUAUCCCUGAACAUGCAGACUGAAAAUUACCCAUAGUUCAUUUAUAUAGCAAGGAUGUGUAAAUAUGUUACACUUUUUUUUUUUAAUAUGUUACACUUUUGACUUGCCCAUCAACCUUCCUAGAUUUAAGUUGCAAUCUAUGCACGUGCAAAACGCAAUUUAAAUGACCAUUCUUUUUCAUACAUUGGCCUUGUAAUUUAUUAAUAAACAAUUGAAAUUUGGA
Messenger RNA from Myotis lucifugus (little brown bat), 1007 nucleotides. Its product is annotated as zinc finger protein 548-like. Lineage: Eukaryota; Metazoa; Chordata; Mammalia; Chiroptera; Vespertilionidae. The record is from RefSeq and is a predicted model, not a curated record. The coding region runs from base 22 to 483 and encodes 153 amino acids. Gene Ontology annotation, biological process: regulation of DNA-templated transcription. The transcript is spliced from 4 exons.